GUUCAAUCCCGGCUGCCAAUCUCUGAGGUUUUGGAUGGGUUUUGCGGUCAGGGCUUACUCGGGUUUUUCCACAUCAAACUGCACUAAGCACGCCGUGACUGGUCCUUGCUUUGUGCACUGGGGCCCGUUCAAGUUGGAGGUGUGCCAGCGAGGACAUACUUCUCGCAGCUGCUUCUGCUCCCUCCACACUUCACCGACCCGCUUCCUGGAGGCCCGUUCUGGAGCUCAGGGCAUGCGCGGUGAGCUCCGAGGUGUCUCGCUCGCCUGCCCCCAUCUGAUUCAGCAGGAAGCGUCACUGCGGAGGAAUGUGCCGCUGGGACGCCUUCAGACGAGGUGGGUGGAAACACGGAAGGAUCCUUCAGGUGAGAUGAAACGGACUGAUACAAUGGCCUCGAUGACGCCACUGCCAUGGGCCGGUUUCGAAGGCUGUGCUUACACAAAACACAGCAACCUUAAAAAAGUUUCGUGUACAGACAAUGCAAUUGUCAAAGUGAUUCGCAUUCACACUGAUAUGCAAGAAAAACAGGAAUAUGCACAUCUUCUUUUUGACACUCCAAAAGACAAAAACAAGGUAAAUAAAAGAACUUUUUAAGAUGUAUUUUCAAUUAACAACCUGGAAAAACAACUAUUACUUCAUCUUGACUUCAUCACUAAAUGUUUGAACCCCUUCGUGGCUGAAAUAUUACCCAAUUGUCAUCGUCGCAGGGCUUUUUGAUCCCGCGACAACGAGGCACUCCAAAGCGGCCGUGCAAGCGGAGAGCCUCCGUCCACACGCUGUCACGUAGGACUUUAAAGGUCAACUGCUAUGAGAGACAAACACGCCCCUUCUGACAAAGUUGCAGAAAUGUCAUUCGACAUCCAAGUGGUCACCAUAUUGGCUGCAUCUACUGUCCGUGACAUCACGUGACAUUCGCCAUUGAAAACACGCUGCGGCCCCUGCUAUGGGAGACAAACACGCCCCUUCUGACACGGAAGCUCUUUUCGAAGAAGCGAACAUCUCACAAUCGAGUGAAGUGACCGGGGCAAUAUUACCCUAUUGUUUCGAGCCAUAUUUAGAUGAUAUGUGGAUCACUUCAAACAGUAUGUAUGAGGUGAGCUGAAGCCGUGCUCAUCCGCGAGGCACGACGCGGCAGCCUUUGCCGGCCAGCCCGACGCGGAAGCCAUCCGACGCGCACAUCGACACAUUUAGCACCCCUGUCAUGCGUAUGCAGAUCUUUUGUUACGUUAUGAGAGACGGAUUACGUGCUCCAUCUCAAGCUAUUAUUUUUUUUAGUAGCUGUAUACACACCUACCUGUCAUUUGGAACCCACAAAGCUCUCGUCCUUUGCACCCGUGCAAUGCAUUUUUCACGGGUCUCUUGGAAACUAAUGAAGGGUAAAUCCAUCCUCCCAAGUGUUCGAGCAAUAUCCAGAAAUGCAACGAGCCAGAGUUUUGGCUAACGCGAAGGAACGACGAGCUACCUUCCCUGAGAUAAAACUAAUCGAAACACACGAAAUCGCUUGAGUGUGUGUCUGCUACUAAUGUCACUUCCUGCUUCCUGUCGAAAACAAAUCCCUCGAGAGGAUUUUAAUGGCGGGAAUUUCAAAAAGCCAUAUACGUCAAAAUCAUGUUUUGUGGUGGAAAAAAAGGAUGGGUCCAUACCGGCUGCCGUUUUUUUUCAUUAAUAACAUACUAAAAAUCAUCCAUUUCAUGACACUUGACCUUUAAAAGAAAAUCACGUCUCUGAAUUCACUUUAUAGGAUCUUUGAAGAUUUAGAAGAACAUUUCCCCACCCAAGCUAAAUAAAAAUCAAUGGCAAUCGGGCAAAAGCAAACACAUUUCCUGACCAUAAAUCCACGUGACAGCUGCGCCAAGCCAAUUUCAUUUGCGGAAAGUCACCAUCACACUGAUAGCCACUCAAGGAAAAGCAGAAUGUGUGUGUGUGUGUGUUUGUGAUUCAUUUUGGUAAAUACUGCUAAACCGAUGAUCUACUUAAGGAGAAGAAUGCGUCGUAUUCAGGUGGACGCGGACAUAUUGCACCUAACGAGCACCGACUUCGUAUUUCCUCAUUACAGCUAAUAGCCACGGACAGCAUUGGCCACUAAUGGAACCUUCAAGUUCGGAGACGAUCGCAGAUGCCUCAUUAAAACGACAUCUGAAGCUAUUUACUCUUUGAAACUUUCGGAUCCAUCGACCGUUGGGGAUGAGAUCCCAGAGGAGCUUGAUGAGGUUUCCUUCAUUUUCACUUGCGUUUUACUCCCGCCUCGGGGCCAGCGCUUCAGUCAGGCUGUCGCUUGCCCGUCAACCUGCAGGUACUUGAGACGUUCGUAGCCGCGCCACAAGCAAACCGACGCCGCCGUAUUGGGGGAAGCUAAUGGGCGCCGCGCUCGGCGAAGAAGAGUCAGCAGAAGCUUUUUCUUCCGUUGGCCAAUUAAUUGACUGCCGCAUUUUUAACGGCGCGCCCUCUCUCAGCCGCAGAAGCGACGCCAAGUUGAAUUUGUCAACAAAUGAUGCGCGCGCGACGGCUGACGCGCCGUCGCACCGCUGCAAAAUACACACACGUGCGCGCGCACAAAGGAGGCCGUUUAAUAUUCCUGGGCCUGUUCGCCUUGACAUGUUGUUACGUGUUGGCUGCAUACAGCUUUGCUCGCGCUGCCAAAAAAAUGGAAUCCUACUUACAUAAAUCUUCCACCCGUCCAAAACACGGGCUGACGUUAAAAAAACACACACACACACACCUAACAAAGUGCAUGAACCCACUCGUAAAAUUGUACAUGUAUUAAGAGCAGGAAAGGGGAAAAUGGGUAACAGAAAGGGGAAAAGAGGGGGGGUGCUUGUUGACUGGACUUUUCUUACUACUUUUCCAAAGGUUUCAUGUACAGACGGCCACGCCAAAACGAUCCAUGUUCACGCCGACCUCCCAAAACUGAAAUUGAACAUUUUGGGUGAUGUAGUAGAUGGCAAUGGCAGUUGGGCAGAAAUUACGACCUCUUGCACAAAAACACCUUUUCGAGUCGUCUUUUUUUUUUUUUUUUUUUUUUUUUUUGGGGGGGGGGGUUCUGUGUGUGUCAUGGCAAUAAAGUCUUUGGUUAGUGAUGACAUACCCUUUCUUGGAAUUUACAUUAUAACACUAUUUUAAAAUUUCUAUAUAUCCACACCGCCACAGUGGCUCAGCUGGUAAAGCGUUGGCCUCACAGUUCUGAGGACCCGGUUCGGUCCCGCCCCCACCUGUGUUCUCCCCGCGCCUGCGUGGGUUUAAUCCGGACACUCCGGUUUCCUCCCAAAACAUGCAACAUUAAUUGAACACUCUAAAUUGCUCCUAGGUUCGUUUGUCUCAAUGUGCCCUGCGAUUGGCUGGCAACCAGUUCAGGGUGUACCCCGCCCCAGCACUCCCCGCGACCCUAGUGAGGAUAAGCGGCAAAGAAAAUGGAUGGUCACGGAUGACCAUGAAUUUUUUUCGUGUGUUUUCAGUUAAAAGAGGCCAGGGGUAUCCCAACAACGGUGCGGGGGCCAUGGCCCUUUUUUUGGCAUCUUGACACGGUUGCUUCCGGCGUCGACUGAGCGGCAAGACGUUUUCCACCUUUCACACGUGACUAAAAUCGUACCCACAUUUCUUUUCACAUUGAAAAAAGGUAAUUCGGUUACAUCGGAAUUCUUUGCUCCGCUUUGUACUCUGUUUUCGGGCCAAUUUAGUACUGAUUGUUCUUGUUUUGUCUACGUCUCUCUCUCGGCCGGCUUGGGAACGCCUCGUGAUCCCUCCGGAAGAGCUGGAAGAAGUGGCUGGGGAAAAAGGGAAGUCUGGGUAUCUCUGCUGAAGCUCCUCCCCACCGCGACCCGACCCGGAAAAGCGGGAGAGCCGGAGCAUGUCCCACCCACCAUCGGGCGAAAGGCGGACUGCACCCUGAAUUGGUCGCCGGUCAGUCGCAGGGCAGAUUUCGAUCCCACGCUGCCCGCACCAAAGGCAGGCAAUCUUCACGAGGAAGUGGAUGAUUCACGUCGAAGUUCUCGAGACUCCCCGGUCGUCGCGUAGCGCGCACGUGGGGAGUUGCGGCACGCACGACCUCGACUGGGUGCAGGGAAAGUACCGUCACUGUCGAUUCCGCCGCGCUCCGGCAGGCCGACGACUCGCCGCCGCGCCGUCUCAGUCAGCCGCCGGGUGCGCCUUCUCCGCCGCUCGCCAUGCCAGCGUCCGCCCAGCAAGCCCUCGUCUGCAUCCUCCUGCUGUGGACCGCCGUCCUGGCCGUCAUCCAGGCGGCGUGGCUCGUCGUGCACUUCUCGGCCGCCGGCCGCCGCUGCCCGGAGCCAGCCGGCGCCGCGUCACACGAGCCCGUCCCGUUCAGGAGCAACCUUUCGUCGCCACGUGAAGCUCCGCCUCAGUGGGGCGAAGGCGGAAUGCUCACCUACGCAGCUGUUGGAGGAGGCCAAACAAUCAAAUGGCUGGGGAGGCAUCAGAACCCAGAGCUCAUGUCGGAGUCGGGGGACAGUCUGGCGGUCAUGAAGGACGGCUAUUACUUCCUGGGCCUGCAGGUGACGCUGUCCUCGUGCGCGGAGGCCGACCGGCAGAUCAACGUGAGCCUGAAGCGCGGCGGCCGGAUCCUCUUGCGGGGCCGCAUCCACCCCAAGACCUGCAGCACGGGCCUCCUGGGCAAGGCGGAGGUGUUGUCCGCGGGCGGGGAAGCGCUGGAGGUCAUCGUCAGCCCUCCGAGCGGGAAUGUGGAUUACACCGAGGCCCUCACCCACCUGGAUGUCAUCUACAUGUUCAAGCCGUAGGGCCGCGGCUGACACGGACGCCAAAAGUGCUCCAAUAAUCCACAUUUUAUCGACUUAAAGCCUCCUGUUACCAUAUACCAAAAUUUAACUGCCCGAGUAUUUUAUUUUAUUCAAUUUUUUUCUUUUUUUUUCUACAAAAAUGUAACUUGGAAAAAAAACAAUGUUCCUCCAUAAUUAUCAUAAUAAACAUCUAACUGGAGGCUUAAAAACUAGAAAACUCACCAUCACUACAAAUCUUAUUUUCCAUGCACAGGGCUUUUUUUUUUUUUUUUUUUUUGCUUGAAAGGAAAAUUGAUGCUGUAACGUUGUGAUGGAACAAAAACGUUUUUUUUCCCCACACACUUACUUUGUUGAGUACAUUUAACAUGCGUUAUAGUAAAGUACAAGGAAGAAUGUAGUAGUAGGGGAUCGUGUCAAGAAAACAGUGAAUAAGCAGGGAUUUUCCAGAAAAUAGGGACCACUAAAAUCCACCAAAAAAAAUGAAUUUCCAAAGGCCAAACCACGAAUCUGCAAAAGUCCACUGUCAUGUAAGACGUUCAUUUAAUUCCUGAUUGUUUUCAGAUAUUUAUGUUGCUUGUAUUUAUUGUUUUCUUACAGUAUGUGAACAUUUUGAAAACUAAUUUCUUUUCUUAUCACACACAUAAUUAUGCGUCAAAUUCCAGUGAUU
Messenger RNA from Syngnathoides biaculeatus (alligator pipefish), 5416 nucleotides. RefSeq lists its product as uncharacterized. The record is from RefSeq and is a predicted model, not a curated record. Gene Ontology annotation, molecular function: protein binding. The transcript is spliced from 8 exons. Bases 4159 to 4749 code for a protein of 196 amino acids. NCBI's taxonomy places the organism in Eukaryota, Metazoa, Chordata, Actinopteri, Syngnathiformes, Syngnathidae.